Molecule: messenger RNA, 1218 nt
Organism: Otolemur garnettii (small-eared galago)
Lineage: Eukaryota; Metazoa; Chordata; Mammalia; Primates; Galagidae
Gene: SPRYD7
Product: SPRY domain containing 7
Exons: 5
Coding region: 237-827 (196 amino acids)
Molecular function (GO): protein binding
Source: RefSeq, a predicted model, not a curated record
CCCGCCCCCUCCGCUCGCCCCGCCCUCCAUCCUCCGCGUCUACUUCCCAAGCCGGCCUCUCCUCAGCCUGCACUGCACCCUCCCGGCCUGGGACGUCGCUGUACGGGUCUCCUAGCUCCACCACUGACACCUCUAGCGCUCGGACAGGAGCGAAAGGCGGAGCGAGGUGGGGGGCGGAGUAGCCACGGUUUAGGGAAGGCAGCGGCGGUGGCGUAGGAGUCAGUGAUCCCGGCGCGAUGGCCGCCUCGGUGUUUUGCUGCCUGCGAUGCUGCAGAGACGGCGGGACUGGCCACAUCCCUCUGAAGGAAAUGCCGGCCGUGCAGCUGGACACGCAGCACAUGGGAACAGAUGUUGUCAUUGUAAAGAAUGGAAGAAGAAUAUGUGGGACAGGAGGUUGUUUAGCCAGCGCACCUUUACAUCAAAACAAAAGCUACUUUGAAUUUAAAAUCCAGUCUACAGGAAUCUGGGGUAUUGGUGUUGCAACUCAGAAAGUUAACUUGAAUCAGAUUCCUCUUGGCCGAGACGUGCACAGCCUAGUGAUGAGAAAUGAUGGAGCCCUGUACCACAACAAUGAAGAGAAAAAUAGGCUGCCUGCAAACAGCCUUCCACAGGAGGGAGAUGUGGUGGGCAUCACAUAUGACCAUGUAGAAUUGAAUGUAUAUUUGAAUGGGAAAAAUAUGCACUGUCCAGCAUCAGGUAUACGAGGGACAGUGUAUCCAGUUGUUUAUGUUGAUGACAGUGCAAUUUUGGAUUGCCAGUUCAGUGAAUUUUAUCAUACUCCUCCACCUGGUUUUGAAAAAAUAUUAUUUGAACAGCAGAUCUUCUGAAUGUAUUUGUUUUUGAAUCUUGUAUUUCUGCACUGUUAAAAGUGUUUACCAUUUAAUAAAGCUUUACCUGACCUAUAGAUGAAAAUAUAUUCUUAAGUAUAUGCCUGUUAAUGUUACCUAAGAAACCAGUAUACUUAAUAUACCACCCUGAAGUUGUGAUUUAAAAUACUUAUGUUUUGUGAUAUGAAAAUCAGCAAUUGGGGCGGUUAUUAAUUUUUAUUUAAAUAAAUAUAACUAUGGGUUUAAUUAACAGUAUUACAUGGUAGUAUAUGGAGAUAUUUAAAGAGAAAUCUUUCUUACAUAAAAUAUUUAUUGUGAAAGAGAUGUAGAAUUGGGUGGGGUUUUUUGGUCAUUCUGAUGUUUAGACCUCAUUAACUAUUUUAAAUCUGCA